CUGGGCGCGUGCUUGUGCCUGAGUCCCGGUGUUCGCGUGACCCGGAAGCAGUUGUCCCGGGAAUUUGCGCAGAACGCGAAAGCCUCGGCCCACCUGGCGGCCUGGAGCCUGGGGUCUGAAUAAACCCGGGUCGGAGCAGGAGCCUCCCGGACCCCGACCAGGAGCUGUUGGAAGGUUGUUACGGAACACAAUCGGCAUGAUAUCAUGGAGUACGAGUGAUGCCCUGAUGCUCCAGCAGAGGUUAGGGAUAUUAAUGGCCAGAUCUAUUGAUCACAUGGUCUUUUAAAGAAGCAAUGGGUAGCUGUUGUAGCUGUCCAGACAAAGAAGCUUUUCAAGAUAACCAACCAAACAGGUUCAAGGUUAUUAAUGUGGAUGAUGAUGGUAAUGAACUGGGGUCUGGCAUAAUGGAGCUUACAGAAAAUGAACUGGUAUUGUACACGCGCAAGAGAGACUCUGUGAAAUGGCCCUACCUUUGCCUUCGCCGCUAUGGAUAUGACUCAAAUCUUUUUUCAUUUGAAAGUGGCCGGAGGUGCCAGACCGGGCAAGGAAUUUUUGCUUUUAAAUGUGCCCGUGCAGAAGAGCUGUUUAAUAUGUUGCAAGAGAUAAUGCAGAAUAAUAGCAUCAGUGUAGUGGAGGAGCCCGUGGUUGAGAGGACCGCCCAGACAGAGCUUGAUGUCCCAAGAACCCCUCGAACACCCACCACUCCUGGUUUUAGUGGUCCUGGGUUACCCAACGGAUACCCUCGCUAUCCAUCUUUUGGGGAUGCACCUUCACACCCUUCCAGCAGACAUCCUUCAGUAGGAAGUACUCGCCUUCCUUCAGUAGGAGAAGAGUCUACACAUCCGUUGCUUGUACCAGAAGACCAUGUGCAUACAUAUGUCAACACGACUGGGGUACAGGAGGAUCAAAAAUCCAGACCAAGCGUUCCAGCACCUCUAGAGCUACGUCCUCUCAGUACUGAAGGAAACAGGACCCGGAGUGAACAGCCUCCCAUUCCUGAUAGAGAACCACAGGUUUUUCUAGAGCCUGAAGCAGUAAAAUUUGUUUUAGGACCAACUCCUGUACAAAAACAAUUAAUGGAGAAAAAGAAACUGGAGAAACUUGAUGAACACCAAGCUGCUGGAAAUGGUGGUAGCAGCUGCCCAAACAGCACAGAGUGGGACACUGGUUAUGACAGUGAUGAGCGCAAAGAUACGCCUUCUGGCAAUAAAAUGGUCUAUGAAAAUGUAAAUGGAAUAUCCCUCCCUUCUUCUGGGUCCAGAAGGGGGCGAGCAGUACCGUCCAUUGCCACAGACAUCCAAAAUAUGAAUAAUUCUGCACAGAGAAGAACUGCAUUAAUAAACUAUGAAAAUUUGCCAUCUCUUCCUCCGGUUUGGGAAGCCCGGAAACCCAUCAGGGAGGAAGAUGACACACCAGGACUGAAGACCCCGUCCUUGAACGGUUUUCACAAUAACUUAGAUCCCAUGCAUAACUACGUGAACACGGAAAAUGUAACCGUUCCGUUAAGUGCUCACAAAGUAGAAUAUACCAGACGUCGGGAUUGCACACCAACAGUCUUUAACUUCAACUUUGAUGUAAGGCGCCCGAGCUUAGAACAUCGACAGCUUAAUUACAUACAGGUUGAUUUGGAAGGUGCCAGUGACUCAGAUAACCCCCAGACUCCGAAAACCCCUACCACUCCACUUCCACAAACCCCUACUAGGCGCACCGAGCUCUAUGCUGUGAUAGACAUUGAAAGGACUGCUGCUAUGUCCAAUCUGCAGAAAGCACUGCCACGAGACGAUGGUACUUCUAGAAAGACUAGGCACAACAGUACUGACCUACCUAUGUGAGCCUUUGAAAGCGCGUUGUCAUUUGCACCUUUUUGUGAUAUUUCUUAGCAACACAAAAAGCAAAAAAACUUUCAUAUUUUAAAUACUAACACUUUUUUUGUAGACUGAAUUUUACAUGUGCUUUUGUUUAAAGGGAAUUUUAUGUAGAGUAGGUACUCAUAAAAUACGUUUCACUCUACAGUAGUAAUACGUACUGUAUAGCUGCAGAACUGCAUUGCCAUUUUCCGUGCCUAUUUAAUUGGAUAGACCUGCAGUGACAUUGCCAACUUUGGAUUAAUAAACAUACUAGAUACUUGCCUAUAGUUUGCAUUUAGACUGUUGCCGUUUUACAGCUGCAGGAACCUUUUUUUUUUUUUUUUUACAUUUUGGAAUGCGUGAGGUAUAUACAGCAUGUAUUUUUAUACUAACUUUUUAUGAAGCCAGAAUUUUGCCAAAUAUGUCUCACCAGCAUUUAGUAUUAGGAUGUUGGUAUGAGUGUACAGAUGCUUCUGACUAUGAAUGAACCCUCUGAGUUUAUAGGGAAUAUGUUCCACUCCCUGGCGCUGAUUGGGUUAGAGUGCUGUAUUAGUCUUACAACAUGCUCCAUUAAAAGGAGCAGGUUGCUUUCCCUCUUUUUUUUUUUUUUCUCUCGCACGUAAAGCACUAUCGAAGUUCUGUUCCAAAAAUGGCCACUUGUAGGUUAACAUCUCACAUAAAGUUGUUGAGGAAUAUAGAUUGGGUUGGUUUGUAUUUUCAAUUACAGUGUGUCAGGAUUGCAUUGAUUAAAUGCAGACUCGUGUAAAGGCCAAAAAUGUUUCUUUUAUCACAUUGUAUGAUAUUGUAAGAUUAUUGCGUGUCCUUAAUUUGCCUUAUAAAUUUUAAUUUUUUUUCCUACUUAAAGAUAUAUAAAUAGCAACUUUGUAUAAA
Messenger RNA from Spea bombifrons (plains spadefoot toad), 2738 nucleotides. RefSeq names its product fibroblast growth factor receptor substrate 2 (gene FRS2). Gene Ontology annotation, biological process: cell surface receptor protein tyrosine kinase signaling pathway. NCBI's taxonomy places the organism in Eukaryota, Metazoa, Chordata, Amphibia, Anura, Pelobatidae. The record is from RefSeq and is a predicted model, not a curated record. Gene Ontology annotation, cellular component: cytoplasm; cell-cell junction. The transcript is spliced from 7 exons. Bases 294 to 1832 code for a protein of 512 amino acids.